CUCCCCCUCUCUUAGCCAGUGCUAAAGUGAGAGUGUUAUGUCAGCUCUUGCUUUAGGGUGCACUGUUUUACACUCAGGGCAACAACGCAGUGACAGAUCGGACGUUUUAAGUGGUCACUGAAGGCAAAGCGUGGUCAACAUGAACAACGAAGUCGUCGAUGAAAUCGAAGAGACACAUGAACUCGUAAAGGAGUCCUUGGAAAAGCUGAAGCAACUUAUCGCUGGUGAAGAGUCGUUGAGUUGCCCCGAAGAGGACGAUUUUUUGCUGAAGUUCUUGCGUGUUCGGAAGUACGAUGCUGAGGCUGCAUUUCAGAACAUUCGGAAGUACUUCAAAGUCAGAGAGGAGGUUGGCGACAUUUUUGACAAUUUCUGUCCCUCCGGCAUUCUCUACGACACCAUUUGCCGACAGCACAAACUCGUGAUGGUGUCCCGAGAGCGUGAUCCCUUCGGUCGAGCCGUCAUAGUGAUGAGAACAGGGCCCUGGAAUCCAUCAGUGUGCACGCUAAACCAAUUUAUUAAAGCGUGCCUGGUUGUUCUCGAGUGGGUGCUCCUUGACGAGGAUGUUCAAAAGCGCGGCGUUGUGUACGUGCUCGACUACAAAGGUCUUGGCUUGGAACAUCUGUUACACCUAACGCCAUCCGUCAUGAGGAGGGUAGUGCACAUUUCAGAGAAAUGCUUUCCUAUGCGUGUGAAGGCCAUUUACGUUAUCAACGAUUCACCCGUGUUUGAUAUCCUAUUUGCAAUCACGAAGCCUUUCAUGAACCGCACUCUGGUGGAAAGGAUACACAUGAUUGGCUACGAACUUCCCAAACUACACGGCAUCGUUCCGGCUGACUGUAUUCCAGAAGAGGCAGGAGGAACGUUUGAGAGUUACGACUACAAUGAACUAGAGAAAGACCUGCGCAGCCAGAGACAGUAUUUUGAAUAUCUGAGUCUUCACGGCUAUGGAAAGGAGAACACCGAGUUUUGAUACAACAACCAAGAAUCCUUAUCUUUUGCGUCUUUCUUUUGUACAGCUGCAAUAAUAUUUUGUAUA
Rhipicephalus sanguineus (brown dog tick) is the source of this 1036-nucleotide messenger RNA. RefSeq names its product alpha-tocopherol transfer protein-like. Gene Ontology annotation, cellular component: membrane. The transcript is spliced from 6 exons. The record is from RefSeq and is a predicted model, not a curated record. Lineage: Eukaryota; Metazoa; Arthropoda; Arachnida; Ixodida; Ixodidae. Bases 140 to 970 code for a protein of 276 amino acids. Gene Ontology annotation, molecular function: phosphatidylinositol bisphosphate binding.